Messenger RNA from Gossypium raimondii (Peruvian cotton), 1615 nucleotides. RefSeq names its product tobamovirus multiplication protein 2A. NCBI's taxonomy places the organism in Eukaryota, Viridiplantae, Streptophyta, Magnoliopsida, Malvales, Malvaceae. Gene Ontology annotation, cellular component: membrane. The record is from RefSeq and is a predicted model, not a curated record. The transcript is spliced from 7 exons. The coding region runs from base 379 to 1221 and encodes 280 amino acids.
UUCAAAUUUGAUCAAUGUGGUGGAAACAGGAAAACUCAAAAUGCGAUGCCAGCUUGCCAUAGACGACAGGAAAUAGCAAAAAUAGGAAAAGCGGUCCUUAUUUUUCCCACCCUUUGAAUCCCUUCUCCUCUGUUUUCACAAAACCAUCUCCGAAAAUUUUAUUAUUACUAUCACUUCAAAUCAACCAAUAAUCCUCACUCCUGAAUUAUGCCCUUUUCCAUGAUUGAUGCAAAUUUCUGGUUUAUUUAUUGAUGUAAUUCUAAAGUUUAAAUGUGGGUUUUUCCUCCUCCUUUUUUCUUAAGGUAAUUUACAAGUUGAUUAAAUAGGAGAUACUCAUUGAAACUGUGAUAGAAAGGAUCAAUACAGAUCAUUUUGGGAAUGGCUUGUCGAGGAUGCUUAGAGUGCUUGUUGAAGCUCUUGAACUUUUUGAUGACUCUUGCUGGUUUGGCAAUGGUUGGAUACGGGAUCUAUUUGUUUGUUGAGUACAAAAAUGCUGCCGAUACUGCAAUGCUUUUGUCACCUGUUGGUAGUGAUCAAGAUUUGAUACAGUUUCGUCGCCCCAUGCUCAUGGCUGUGUCUCUUUCGUCUAGUAUUUUUGAUAAUCUGCCAAAAGCAUGGUUUAUAUAUUUAUUUAUUGGAGUAGGGGCGGUUCUCUUUGUUAUCUCUUGUUUUGGUUGUAUUGGAGCUGCAACACGGAAUUUAUGCUGCUUGACUUGUUAUUCAGUUUUGGUGAUCUUGCUGAUCUUGGUGGAGCUGGGAUGUGCAGCUUUCAUAUUCUUUGACAAAAACUGGAAAGAUGAACUUCCUACUGAUAAAACUGGAGAUUUUGAUAUGAUAUACGACUUUCUGGAAGAAAACUGGACUAUUAUCAAGUGGGCUGCUCUUGGAAUUGUUAUAUUAGAGGCUCUUAUUUUCUUGUUAGCCCUUUUGGUUAGGGCCGCCAACAGACCUGCUGAUUAUGACAGUGAUGACGAGUUUAUUGCACCAAGGCCACAAAUCAGACAGCCUUUGAUCAACAGGCCACCAGCUCCAGCUGCAGGUGUACCUGUUGUUCCCACCCUUGAGCAACGGCCCAGCAGAAAUGAUGCUUGGAGUACACGUAUGAGGGAAAAGUAUGGGCUGGAUACAUCGGAGUUCACCUACAACCCCUCGGAGUCAAACAGGUAUCAGCCGGUGGCCCCACAACCAGCAGAAGAAAGGAGCCGAUGCACCAUUAUGUGAUUAUAUUUCUGGGUUUCAUGUAAAUCUUAUUUGGUUGGCUUCUGAAGAAGAUUGCAUUGACGAUGGAGUGACAGGUUCAGAUUUCUAAGAUGACAGUUGUGUUUCUUGUUCCUUGUGGAGUUUGUGUACAAUACACAAUUUUCAGGAGCUUCACUGUUCCCUUACUUCGUUGGUUUCCUUAAGAGAACAAAUUACAAGUGUCUUCCAAAUGCUUAACCAUUUUGUGUGUAAAAUUUCUGCCCUUAUUUUCUUUUUGUUUGCUCAAUGAAAGGUUUAAAACUUGGUAUUUUUGUAUUGCCCGAGUGAAAAAUCAUCUGUGGGCAAUGGCAAAUGGGACUGUUUAAUCUGAACUGGCAACUAGUCAUGAAUAACAGAUUGGAUUUUAAAUGAUAAA